UUGUGACACCGCGCUGUCAAAAGCAGGAAGUUAAUAAUGUAAAGUAUAAUGCGGCAUCUCCUCUCAUUGAUCUCAUUUCCUCGUUUUUUACCUUUAUUUACGCACUCCACAGCCACGGACAGCUGCACAGUGGGGGUUUGUGCUCGGUAAGGCCCACGGCAUGCCAACCAAACUGUCUUUGCAGAGGAAAUCCAGACACAAGUUACACUAAUGCUGAUGAUUAGUCCCAGAAUGGCAUCAGGAAUGCAAGAGAAACAGUACACACCAUCCCUGCUCAAUUUUUUCGUUUAUAAUCCCACAUUUGGACCUCGGGAAGGAGAGGAAGAGAAGAAGAUUUUGUUUUACCACCCCAGUGAUGUGGAGAAGAACGAGAAGAUCCGAAAUGUGGGCCUUUGUGAAGCCAUUGUACAGUUCACCAGGACGUUCUGUCCAACAAAACCAGCUAAAUCCCUGCACACACAGAAGAACCGGCAGUUUUUCUUUGAGCCUGAGGACAGUUUCUGGAUAGUCAUGGUGGUUCGAAACCCAAUGAUCGAGAAACCAAACAAAGAUGGUAAACCUCCCACGGUAGAAUAUCAGGAAGAGGAGAUACUCGACACUGUUUAUGGUGCGGUGGUAAGACAAUGCUACAGUAUGUACAAGCUCUUCAACGGCACAUUUGGCAGAGCAAUGGAAGCAGGCGGAGUGGAGCUGCUCAUCCAGAAGCUUGAAAAGUUCUUCUACAGGUAUCUGCAGACUCUCCACUUGCAGUCCUGUGACCUGCUGGACGUAUUUGGGGGCAUCAGCUUCUUCCCGCUGGACAAGAUGACGUACCUGAAGAUCCAGUCAUUUGUCAACAGAGUGGAGGAGAGCCUCAGCCUGAUCAAAUACACAGCCUUCCUGUACAAUGACCAGCUUAUCUGGAGCGGACUGGAACAAGACGACAUGAAGAUCCUGUACAAGUACCUGACCACCUCGCUGUUCCCCAGACACUCUGAACCAGAGCUGGCUGGCAGGGACUCUCCUCUGAGGCCGGAAGUUGCAGGGAAUCUGUUGCACUAUGGGAGAUUUUUGACAGGACCGUCCAAUCUUAAAGAUCCAGAGGCCAAAUUCCGAUUUCCUAAAAUAUUUGUCAGCACUGAGGACGGCUAUGAGGAACUGCACCUGAUCGUCUAUAAGGCGAUGAGUGCCGCAGCUUGCUUUAUGAUCAGUGCUUCUGUGGAGCUGACGAGAGAGUUCUGUGAGCAGCUGGACGGAUUGGUGGGCCCUCAGCUCACCUUGCUGGCAUCGGAUAUAUGUGAACAGUUCACCAUCAACCGCAGGAUAUCGGGUCCAGAGAAGGAGCCCCAGUUUAAGUUCAUCUACUUCAACCACAUGAACCUGGCAGAGAAGAGCACCAUCCACAUGAGGAAGACCGCCAGUGUGUGCCUCACUUCUGUUCAUCCUGACCUCAUGAAGAUCCUGGGAGACAUCAACUGUGACUUUGCCAGUUCUUUGUGUCUACCUCCCAGGGUUGAUGAAGAUGAAGAAAUCAUCGUAAAAGCUAUGACAGACUACUGGGUAGUCGGCAAGAAGUCAGACCAGAGAGAGCUGUAUGUGAUCUUGAAUCAGAAGAACGCCAAUCUGAUUGAAGUGAACGAGGAGGUUAAGAGGCUUUGUGCGACGCAGUUCAACAACAUCUUCUUCUUGGAUUGAUGGAGCGGACAGACAGAGACUGUUCCACCACACUAAAAACUGUCAGUGUUGCAGGGUAUCAUGACAGCAUCAGCGUAAUGCAAUAAUUGCAUUGUAAAAAUUUGGAAAAAAAAGAAAAAUUAAAGAAUUUCUCACCAAGUUUUUUUUAUUAUUAUUUAACCUACAAAAUUGUAAUUUUCUCCUGUAAUUAAGUGUAAAAAUCCAGAUUUUUACUGUACAUGUACUUUAUUUUCUGUCAUUUACUUUGUACAUACUUGUAGGAUUCUAACAUGUUCAUUUUGAUUUCUUACAAAAUUACAGUUUGUUCAUGCUUUUUUUUUUCAGUGAACACAUCAUGACAAUGUCUUAAAUUAAUUUAAAAACUGACAUGCACAGAACAGUCUACUCCAGGUUUCUUUGAUGAUCAGUGAUAGUUUUAAAAUAAGAUGUCAUCAUGUCAAAAGAAUUGUGGUUUGUAAACUACUCCACUAACUUUAAAUAAAUUAAGAAGUACUUUUA
Molecule: messenger RNA, 2172 nt
Organism: Scomber scombrus (Atlantic mackerel)
Lineage: Eukaryota; Metazoa; Chordata; Actinopteri; Scombriformes; Scombridae
Gene: ccz1
Product: CCZ1 homolog, vacuolar protein trafficking and biogenesis associated
Exons: 17
Coding region: 211-1674 (487 amino acids)
Biological process (GO): vesicle-mediated transport
Cellular component (GO): Mon1-Ccz1 complex; intracellular membrane-bounded organelle
Source: RefSeq, a predicted model, not a curated record